GGGCGGGACUGUUCCACUCUGCCCCUGUCUCGGCGGACGGGCCGGCGAGAAGGAAGCAAGGAAGGCAGCAAAGGCGCAGGGAGUCAGCAAAGAGAGGCCAUGCUUCCACUGGGGAGAGCAGGCGGGUGGUUUCGGGCGCUGUCGGCAGUAUGUCUCGAGACAUCUGGCAAGUUUCCCAAAAGAUGCAUGUCCGCGGGGAGGAAAAAAGAGAUCCUGUUACAAGUUCAUGGGGAGGCGAACUGCGGCAUUGCAGAAAUUCAAAUGAACAGACCGCAUGCCAAAAAUUCACUGGGUAAAGUGUUUGUGAACGAACUUUAUGAAACCCUUGACAUUCUCCAUUAUGAUGAAAAUGUUCGUGUAGUGAUUAUCAAGAGCAAUGUAAAAGGUGUUUUUUGUGCAGGUGCUGACCUAAAAGAACGUGCUCAGAUGACUGAUUCUCAAGCUGUUCAUUUUGUUCAGGGGCUCAGAACCUUAAUGGAUGGUGUUGCUUCACUGCCAAUGCCAACCAUUGCUGCAAUUGAAGGCUAUGCAUUGGGCGGAGGCUUGGAACUGGCGCUAGCUUGUGAUCUCCGUGUGGCAGCAUCACCUGCAAAAAUGGGUCUCAUUGAGACAACCAGAGGACUUUUCCCAGGUGCAGGUGGAUCGCAACGUCUACCACGAUGCAUUGGAAUAGGCCGUGCAAAAGAACUCAUUUUCACUGGCAGACAGAUUGAUGGACAAGAAGCCUAUUCAAUUGGGCUAGUUAACCAUGUGGUGCAACAAAAUGAGGAGGGUGAUGCAGCUUAUCAAAGAGCAUUGGCUUUAGCUGAAGAAAUCGUUCCUCGGGCUCCAAUAGCAGUGAAAAUGAGUAAGGUGGCCAUAAACAGAGGAAGUGAGGUUGACAUCGCUUCUGGGAUGGCUAUUGAAGGAAUAUGUUACACUCUGAAUAUCCCUCUUACAAAGGAGCCGACUAGGAAGCUGGACAUUGGCUGCUUUCACUAGAGAAAUCGGUACUCCAAAGGAUUCCAUUUUAGCCAGGAUGAUUUUUGUCUCCAUCACAUGCCUGAAAUAACUCCCAAGAUAUGACAAAGACUGUAACUUUUAUAAAUUUUGUAUUCCAACUUGAUUCAUGUGGAUACCAUUUUUUAAAAUAAAGAGAAUUCAUUGAUAAA
Molecule: messenger RNA, 1151 nt
Organism: Sphaerodactylus townsendi
Lineage: Eukaryota; Metazoa; Chordata; Lepidosauria; Squamata; Sphaerodactylidae
Gene: ECHDC2
Product: enoyl-CoA hydratase domain containing 2
Exons: 10
Coding region: 100-981 (293 amino acids)
Biological process (GO): fatty acid beta-oxidation
Cellular component (GO): mitochondrion
Molecular function (GO): enoyl-CoA hydratase activity
Source: RefSeq, a predicted model, not a curated record